GAAUUUUAAUGUCGCAAAAAAAAUACUCUUCUCAGUCGGAGAGCAAAAAGAUUGAAAUACAAAAAUGACGACCGUCGCAGAAGGUGUGAGAGAAAAAGCUCUUUCUGAUUACAGAAAGAAGCUCCUAGAGCACAAAGAAUUAGAGGCACGUUUGAAAGAAAUGAGAGAACAGUUGAAGGAUCUUACAAAACAGUAUGACAAAUCUGAAAAUGAUCUUAAAGCCUUGCAGAGUGUUGGUCAGAUUGUUGGAGAGGUUCUUAAACAACUAACAGAAGAUAAAUUUAUUGUAAAGGCAACAAACGGUCCCCGGUAUGUUGUGGGAUGCAGGCGUCAGCUUGAUAAAGCCAAGUUGAAGUCGGGAACCAGAGUUGCUCUAGAUAUGACAACACUGACAAUAAUGAGACAUUUACCACGUGAAGUAGAUCCACUAGUGUACAACAUGUCUAUAGAAGAUCCCGGUGAUGUGAGUUAUAACCAGGUUGGAGGUCUGGGAGAACAGAUUAGAGAACUUAGAGAGGUAAUUGAACUGCCUUUGAUGAACCCUGAGUUAUUCCAGCGUGUAGGUAUCACACCACCAAAAGGUUGUUUAUUGUAUGGCCCACCAGGCACUGGUAAAACUCUCCUAGCAAGAGCUGUAGCGUCACAACUUGAUGCCAACUUUCUUAAAGUUGUAUCGAGUGCUAUUGUAGAUAAAUAUAUUGGUGAGAGUGCCAGGUUAAUCCGAGAAAUGUUUGCAUACGCUAGAGAUCAUCAACCAUGUAUCAUAUUUAUGGAUGAAAUUGAUGCUAUUGGUGGUAGAAGAUUUUCUGAGGGCACAUCAGCAGAUAGAGAGAUACAGAGAACUCUUAUGGAGUUGUUGAAUCAGAUGGAUGGGUUUGAUGCAUUAGGUAAAGUUAAGAUGAUUAUGGCCACAAAUAGACCAGAUACACUAGAUCCUGCUCUACUUAGACCUGGUAGACUCGAUAGAAAAAUUGAAAUACCUCUACCAAAUGAACAAUCUCGUGCUGAUAUUCUCAAGAUUCAUGCUGCACCAAUAGCAAAACAUGGAGAAAUAGAUUGGGAAGCUGUUGUGAAAUUAUCUGAUGACUUCAAUGGGGCAGAUCUGAGGAAUGUCUGUACUGAAGCUGGUAUGUUUGCUAUUCGUGCCGAGAGAGACUAUGUUAUAGAAGAAGAUUUUAUGAAAGCCGUCAGAAAAGUGGCCGAUAAUAAGAAAUUGGAAUCAAAACUGGAUUAUAAGCCAAUAUAAUAAUGUACACUCUUAAAGUAUGACCAAGAUAUUUAAAGUGCUGUCAUUUAUAUAUUAUGUAAAAUUCUAUUUUCAUGGACAGUCAUGUGACAAAGUAUGACAUUGAAUAAUACUUUACUUCUUGAAGACAUAUUAGUAUGUAAAAAUAAAAUAAUAUGAAAGUGAAGCUAUGUAUGAUUUCUUUUUCUGCUUGUUUACAAAAGUUACAUUACUUGAAAUAAAUGCAAAUGUGUUUCUCAUUGAAUAA
Molecule: messenger RNA, 1493 nt
Organism: Ruditapes philippinarum (Manila clam)
Lineage: Eukaryota; Metazoa; Mollusca; Bivalvia; Venerida; Veneridae
Product: 26S proteasome regulatory subunit 10B
Exons: 12
Coding region: 65-1246 (393 amino acids)
Biological process (GO): positive regulation of RNA polymerase II transcription preinitiation complex assembly
Cellular component (GO): proteasome regulatory particle, base subcomplex; cytosolic proteasome complex
Molecular function (GO): ATP binding; proteasome-activating activity; ATP hydrolysis activity
Source: RefSeq, a predicted model, not a curated record